AUGUCGGCCUCCCCACUGGCCUUCACGCCUGGUCGGGGAGGCGAUCGCAGUGAGUCCAGACUGGAGUCGGCAGGGAAGGCCCGGCGGGCAGCGAGAGCGGACUAUUCCGGAGGGGUGGCAACGGCUGUGAAUAGGAGAGAACAGCUGCAGCGGCUCGAGAGGAUGUAUAAUAGCACAGAGAAGGAACGACGGCUGAAGGCCAUGCGG
Perkinsus marinus ATCC 50983 is the source of this 207-nucleotide messenger RNA. RefSeq lists its product as hypothetical. NCBI's taxonomy places the organism in Eukaryota, Perkinsozoa, Perkinsida, Perkinsidae. The annotation marks the transcript as partial. The record is from RefSeq and is a predicted model, not a curated record. The transcript is spliced from 2 exons.